UAGUGGGAAAAAAAAAAAAAAAAAAAGCAUUAGCAGUAAUAUUAGUGAAAGCCUGACCUUCCCCUUCGCAAUAAACUGACUCUCUCUUCCAAGUCUCUUUGCAUUCUCUUUCACACUUAUCUUUGCAUUUCUCUCUCAUUUGCUUCAACACCUAGAGUUCUGUGACAAUGGCGAACGAGGUGGUUCUGUUGGAUUUCUGGCCAAGCAUGUUUGGGAUGAGAGUCAGGAUUGCUCUGGCUGAGAAGGGUAUCAAGUAUGAGUACAAGGAAGAGGACUUGAAGAACAAGAGCCCACUGCUUUUAGAGAUGAACCCCAUUAACAAGCAGAUCCCAGUUCUCAUACACAACGGGAAGCCUGUGUGUGAGUCUCUCAUCAUUGUUCAGUACAUAGACGAGGUCUGGAAUGAUAAGUCUCCAUUGCUUCCCUCUGAUCCUUACCAGAGAGCUCAAGCCAGGUUCUGGGCUGAUUUUGUUGAUAAGAAGGUUUAUGGAGCUUCAAGGAAGGUAUGGAGCACAAAAGGAGAAGAGCAAGAGGCAGGCAAGAAGGAAUUUUUUGAAAUCUUAAAGACAUUGGAGGUGGAGCUUGGUGACAAGCCUUACUUUGGGGGUGAAACAUUUGGGUAUGUGGACCUUUCUUUUAUCACUUUCUACAGCUGGUUCCAAGCCUAUGAGGUCUUUGGCAAUAUCAACAUAGAGGCGGAGUGCCCCAAGAUUAUCGCAUGGGCUAAGAGGUGCCUGCAGAAGGAGAGUGUGGCCAAGACUCUACCUGACCAGAAGAAGGUUUAUGAGUUUGUUGCUCAGAUGAGGAAAAGGUUUGUUUCGGAGUAGAGUAAUGAUUAGGCCACAAUCUAGAAGUGCUAGCAUAUUGUGGUUUUGGAUGGUUUUGUAAUAGCGUUCGAUAUUUGUACUGUUUAAGUUUGGAUUUGUUUCAUUAGUGUCCGUUUAGCUUGUAAGACACUUUGAUGUGUCUGCUGAGCUUUUCUAAAGGGCAUGUAUUGUACUGUUUAACUUGUAAGACACUUUGAUGUGUCUGCUGAGCCUUAGAUCUAAAGGGCUUGUACUGAAUCAUGAAUAAGAAAGACACUUUGUUGUGUGAGCUAAAUUUUAGAUCACACUUCUGCAAA
Messenger RNA from Quercus robur (English oak), 1123 nucleotides. RefSeq names its product glutathione S-transferase U19-like. Gene Ontology annotation, cellular component: cytoplasm. Gene Ontology annotation, biological process: glutathione metabolic process. Gene Ontology annotation, molecular function: glutathione transferase activity. Lineage: Eukaryota; Viridiplantae; Streptophyta; Magnoliopsida; Fagales; Fagaceae. The transcript has 2 exons. The record is from RefSeq and is a predicted model, not a curated record. Bases 168 to 827 code for a protein of 219 amino acids.